Molecule: messenger RNA, 471 nt
Organism: Striga asiatica
Lineage: Eukaryota; Viridiplantae; Streptophyta; Magnoliopsida; Lamiales; Orobanchaceae
Source: the annotation of a GenBank genome assembly
AUGCGUCCGUUCGGAAGGACUGGGCACGGAAUUGAACAACAACUCUCGGAGGUUUGGUCAUUGGGCCUGAAUGUGCGGCCAAUGGCGGUUCGUGAUUUCAUCUCCAAUCUGGUUUGGGCCUUGUGCGAGGAUUCACCGGGUGGUUGUUUCUCGGAAGCAGUUGCACCGUCUUGCCGUGUUAUCGAAUUUUCGGGUCAGUCAGCAGCGUUGGUCGAGAGCGAAGGUGGAUUUGGAGUUUGGCGAUGGUUGGACAGAAGGAGACGAGUAGAGAACAUCGGACUCACCGAUUGCUGCAAUCUAACCGCAUUUCUCACGGCCGGUGGAUGGUGGUCGUCUGAGGAUGCCGGAGGAAUGGUGUCUGGAAGCAGGGAGACGAGCAGAGGGUCGUCGGAAUGGUCUGAUAGUGAAAACCUUCGCGGGAGACGAGCAAAGACGGCGCUCCUCACGGCCGGAGGACGACGGUCGUGUUGA